AUGACCGAUCUCGAUUGGGCUGUCGUGUGCUUGGGCGUCAUCGUCAGAAGUCAGCCACGAUACAUUGCCCUGACUACCGCUACCGAGCUGGUGGAUUCUGGUGAGAGGUUGAGCACUCAAAAGUACCCUCAUCGGUAUCUCAACAAAGACGAAUACGGUAAGACUCUAUUCAAAUGGCUGCGGGAGGACUGCAACGAAGCAGAUGGCUAA
Messenger RNA from Aureobasidium subglaciale EXF-2481, 210 nucleotides. RefSeq lists its product as uncharacterized. Bases 1 to 210 code for a protein of 69 amino acids. The record is from RefSeq and is a predicted model, not a curated record. Lineage: Eukaryota; Fungi; Ascomycota; Dothideomycetes; Dothideales; Saccotheciaceae. The transcript is spliced from 3 exons. Gene Ontology annotation, molecular function: RNA nuclease activity; RNA binding.